Messenger RNA from Rhinichthys klamathensis goyatoka, 4280 nucleotides. Its product is annotated as interferon-induced very large GTPase 1-like. Gene Ontology annotation, molecular function: GTP binding. The record is from RefSeq and is a predicted model, not a curated record. NCBI's taxonomy places the organism in Eukaryota, Metazoa, Chordata, Actinopteri, Cypriniformes, Leuciscidae.
AUGUCCAGCCCUGACAGCACAGUUUCAGAGGGAGAGAAGCUGAAUCUGGUUGUGUUUGGAAGUGACGGGGCAUUAAAGCAUCUAUUUCACAGACUUCAUCUUCACAAUAAACUGAGAGCUGCAGAUGUUCUUCAGAUAACCGCACAUUCAUUACAGUCACAUGAUUCUUGUGUUGAAGAAGAGCUGAUUCAAACUUUCACACACAAACUACUGAUGAUGAACUACAGAGCAAGAUAUAUUAAAACUAAAGACGCACAACAAAAAGACAAAGACUCAUCUGAAGAUGAGUUUGAUAUGUUUGAUGUAAUAUUAAUGUCAGACAAAGAAGACAGUCAAUCUGAACUCAUUCACCCGAUGGAUGUUCAGAUGGCCGUAUUUCAUUCUGCUGAUGUUCUCCUGAAGCAGCUGAUGGUCACUAAACUGUCCCAGUGUCAGUACGCUCUGCCUCUGCUUGUUCCUGAUCUAUUCACACAACAGAUUGAGUUUCCUCUCUGGACAUUCAGACAAAUCAGCAAGAGCUGGAAGAAGAGAAACACCAACAAUGAAAUCAUCAGUCGAAUCCAGCCGAUCUACAAGGCAGAAACUCCAAUGGUGUUUUUCUUCAGGUUUGGCUCUGUGUCUUCAUCCAAGUCUCAGCUGAUGAACAGUCUGAUCAAUGAGAAACACAACACGUUCUUCCACAGGAACUGCCCAGGCAGCAGCAGAACCAGAGUCCUGAUGGAGGGAGUGGUGGAGAUCGCCUGGUUCUGUCCGUCUGGAUCAUAUGAUGAUAAAUUCACGGACUGUGUUGCGUUCUGUAAUCUACACGGUGAUGCAGGAGACCAUGAGAAACAGCUCCAGAUCCUCUCUGAAAUGGCCUCAGUCAAUGUUGUUCUUCUACCACGACUGGACAGGAAUGACAAACAUGCUGCAAAGAUCAAAAGCCUGUACAAGGACAGAAAGCCACUCAUUUGUCUAUUUACUGAGGAUGAAUCUGCUGUAACUGGGAUGCGAAAAGGAAAAUACAAAAUUGGUUUGAAAGACAGAAAUCAGUCAGAUGUAUCUGAAGAACUCAGAAGAGUCAUAAAUGUUUGAACAGUCUUGAAACUGAAAGAGAAUCAUGAUAAAUCUGAACAACUCAAAGCUGAACAACCUGAACUUGAGAGAAUAUCUGAGGAUCUUCAAGCUGCAGGCUUUGGUUUGGAGCACAUCAUGAGAGAGAUCGGUCAGAUCUAUGAAUCAUGUUCAUCUGUGAAGAAGCAAAAGAAAGACCAGCAGUUUGACUUCUCUUCUCUCCCGAGUCUUGCCGCAGAGAUGAUGAUCUCUGGAUUUCCACUGGAGCUGAUGGAUGGAGAUGCUGCUCAUGUUCCUCUGGUCUGGAUCUCUGCUGUUAUAGAAGAACUCAUCCAGAAACUGGGAGACCAGAGAGUCUUUGUGUUGUCAGUUUUAGGGAUUCAGAGCUCUGGGAAAUCCACCAUGCUGAACGCCAUGUUUGGGCUCCAGUUUGCCGUCAGUGCUGGCAGAACAACCAGAGGAGCUUUCAUGCAGCUGGUCAGAGUCUCAGAUGAGAUGAAAACACAGAUUAACUUUGACUAUAUUCUGGUCGUUGAUACUGAGGGUCUUCGUGCUCUAGAACUGGCUGGAAGAUCAACAAGACAUCAUGACAAUGAAUUGGCCACAUUUGUUGUUGGUCUUGGAAAUCUGACAUUGAUCAACAUCUUUGGAGAAAACCCAUCUGAGAUGCAGGACAUUCUUCAGAUUGUUGUUCAGGCCUUCAUGAGGAUGAAGAAGGUCAGGCUGAAUCCCAGCUGUGUGUUUGUGCAUCAGAACGUUUCUUACUUCACAGCUGGAGAGAAAAACAUGGAUGGAAGGAGACGACUGCAGGAGAAACUGGAUGAGAUGACAAAACAUGCUGCUAAAGAGGAAGACUCUGAUGCAGAAUGUUUCAGUGAUGUCAUUGGAUUUAAUGUUCAGAAUGAUGUGAAGUAUUUCGCUCAGCUCUGGGAGGGUAGGCCACCCAUGGCACCACCAAACCCAAGCUACUGUGAGAAUAUACAAGAACUAAAGAAGACUAUUAUGUGUCAUGCCUCAAACUCACAUGGCAUAAAGCUGAUAGACCUAAAAUAUCGUGUUAAAGAUCUCUGGGAGGCUUUACUGAAUGAACGAUUCGUCUUCAGCUUCAGAAAUUCUCUGGAGAUUUCAGCCUACAGGAAACUGGAGACCGAAUACAGCAAGUGGACCUGGAGUCUUCGCAGUGCCAUGAUGGAAACUGAGAACAAACUACACAACAAAAUAGAAAAUGAAGCAAUUCAUGAGGUUAAGGAAACUGAUCUUCAAAGAGAACUGAAGAAGACAAAUGAAGAUGUGAAAAAAUCUAUGGCAGAAUUUUUUGAGAAAGACAAAGAUAAAGAUAUACUGAUUCACUGGAAAAUAUCAUUUGAAAACAAAAUCAAAGAGCUUCAGGAAAACAUUGUGAGAGAAACAAAGAGGAAGUUAAACAAUAUUAUUCAGCAGCGAGAACUGAUGAAAAAGAUUGAUGCUCAGAGGAAACAUCAUAAAAACAGUCUCAAUGAAAAGAGCAAAGAACUUGUCAUAAAACUAAAAGACAAAGCAAAUGAUAAAGAAACGCUGAAGAACGAGUUUAAUUUGUUUUGGAAACAGUUGAUGAAAACAAUCAUCACAGACAAUCCUCCAAUCAGAGACAUUGACAUAAUGAGAGAUGUGAGAGAGAUCCUCAGUGACAUCUGUGAAAGUGCACCUGUAGAUCACUGGGGGGAGAGAAGGGAUAUUUUCUCUGUGCCAAGAUAUUCUGAUUAUGUUCAGUUAAAGAAAUCCAGUGAAUUUAUACAUGCUGUGGGAAGAGACAUAUCAGCUAAAAAGACACUUGGUUACAUUUCAUCUCUACAGGAUGAAUCCCAAAUAAGAUCAUUAAUCACAGAUGUUUAUCUGCAGACAGAGAGAAUUAUUCAGUCAUUUAACAUUUCAAAGAUGGGCUACAACAUCAGCUAUAUUCAACAGCUCACAGAUUACAUCAAUGCAAGAGUGACACAACAUCAGGAAGGACCAGUGAAAUAUAUCUUCAAGAAUAAAUUCUUCAUGGAUUUGGUUUACUCCAUCUGUAAGAGAGCAAACAAGAUUAUCACUGACCAACACAGACAGUUCAGGGAUGCCAAUGAUCCUGUAAUAUAUGUUGAGAAGAAGAGAGAAGAAUACUAUAGUAUUUUCCAGAAAUACUGUCAUGGAGCAAUAUCAGCUGCUAAUUUUGGUGAGAUCAUCUGUCAGAAACUGAAAGAGCCCAUUGAGCAGAGCGUCUACAAGAAGACCGCCAGAGAUAUGACAGAUGAAAUGAGAGCAAACUGUGAGUCACUGAAUGGAAACAGAUCAAAUCUGGAGAAACACAUCCUGAAGACACUGGCUGAAGAGGAGGAUUUUAACAAAUACAUGAAGUACAUUCAUAAUCCCAGAGAUCACUUCAAGAGGUUCAUCAGAGAUGAGGUCAGUCGUUACAUCACUAAUAAGUUCAGUGUCAGUGUUUUACCCAAGAUGAAGGUGAAAAUUAAACUCCUGCAGCAGAAGAUAAUAAAAGCUGCACAUGAAUCCACUGAAUAUGUUCAAGAGAACAGAGGAGAUGUUGGCUUGUGGUUGAAGAGUUUCACACAGGAGCUCUCAGAUGAGCUGAUCUUCUCUGAAAAAGACCUUAGUGGAGUCAAACAUGAUGAUGUUGAUGAUUUCAGCCUCCUAGAAGAUGUGAUAAGACAUGAACUUACUGCUAUAAUGACUGAAAUCAGCAGUAGAUUCAACACAGAGUCAUUUCCAGUAAAGCUGGAGAGUAAAUUCAGGCCAGAUGAGCUUCUAGUUGAACACUUCUGUCAGUGCUGUUGGGUUCAGUGUCCGUUCUGUAGAGCCGUCUGCACCAACACCAUGGAAAACCAUCAUGGAGAUCACAGUGCUCCUUUCCACAGAGUGUGGGGAAUCAAUGGAACAUAUUACAGUUCAACACCGAAUCUCUGUCCUAAUAUUUGCACAAAUUUAGUAGCAAGUCAUCAGGAUUUUAAUACACCACAUGGAAGGUUUAAAUACAGAGAAUACAGAAGUGCAGGAGGAGUUUAUGCAGACUGGAGCAUCAGCCCUGAUCUCUCUGAACUGCCCUACUGGAAGUGGUUUGUGUGCAGAUUUAAGAAAGAUCUGGAAAAAUACUACAGUAAAACAUUUGAGGGGAGUGGUGAGAUUCCAGAUGAAUGGAGAAAAUACUCUAAACAUGAAGCAAUUGAGAGUUUAGAUAAAUACAUGUAAUGGAGCAG